CACUGCUUUUGUUAGGUAUAUCGAUAGCCGCUUUCGGAGUCGAUAACAUUGUCGAUAACAGCAAUAAAAUUUUGUAGCACAAGCCGUUCAGAGAUUCGUCUCCUUCGUGAAAAAUGGCGCUACUUGCGAGGAAGGUCUGCAAGGUUCUGGCUCAGGCUGCCCCAAAAGGCCCAGUAGCCAGAACAUUCCAUCUGGGAGUUGUACAUCAGCAGGACGUAGGUGUGCAAAAAGAAUCAAAAACAAAAUGUACGCUUAUUCCCGGAGAUGGAGUCGGACCAGAACUUGUCUAUUCUGUUCAAGAAGUUUUCAAAGCUGCAAAUGUGCCCAUUGAAUUUGAAACGUUCUUUUUGUCCGAAGUCAACCCAACAUUGAGUGCUCCUCUUGAACGAGUCUCUGGUAGUAUUGCUAAGAAUCGUGUUUGUUUAAAGGGUAUUUUGGCAACGCCAGAUCACUCUCAUACUGGAGAGUUACAAACUUUGAAUAUGAAACUUAGGCGCAGCUUAGACCUGUAUUCUAAUGUUGUACACGUGAAGUCUUUGCCCGGUAUUAAAUCUCGUCAUCAAAACGUGGACUGUGUUAUAAUAAGAGAACAAACUGAAGGUGAGUAUUCUGCAUUGGAACACGAAAGUGUCAAAGGAGUUGUUGAGUGUCUGAAGAUCGUCACUGCCACGAAAUCUCAGAGGAUUGCUAAAUUUGCGUUUGACUAUGCAACCAGAAAUAAUCGCAAGAAGGUUACGUGUGUACACAAAGCUAAUAUUAUGAAGCUUGGUGAUGGGCUCUUCUUGCGAUCAUGUGAAGAGAUAGCUAAACUGUACCCAAGAAUUCAAUUUGAAAAGAUGAUUGUUGAUAAUUGUACAAUGCAAAUGGUGUCCAACCCACGACAGUUUGACGUUAUGGUUACACCUAAUUUGUACGGUAAUAUCGUUGAUAAUUUGGCAUCCGGAUUGGUUGGUGGUGCUGGAGUUGUUGCUGGCGCCAGCUUCAGUGCGGAGUGUGUUGUUUUCGAACCUGGUGCGCGUCACACGUAUUCAGAGGCUGUGGGUAAAAAUGUGGCAAAUCCCACUGCCAUGCUUUUAUGUUCUGUCAAACUUCUAAAUCACGUUAAUUUACGAACUUAUGCAGAACAGAUCAGAGACGCUAUUAAUCGUGUAUUGAACGAUGGAAAAGUCCGCACCAAGGACUUGGGUGGACAAAGUUCUGCAACUGAUUUCACAAAGGCGAUUAUUUACAGCCUCCGUUAGUUUGAUAUUAAAUUUUGUUUAAUAUUACUGGACAACCUAGACCUCGCAGCACUUUACACGCAUUUAAAGCUGCAAAAAGAUAUUGCAAGUUUGAUAUUGAUCGAAUAUUAAUGACAUAGUUUGUGCAUAGCAUAAAUAUUCUCGCUUAUAUGUGUAACUUGUGCUCAUUAUUCAAUAAAUUAUCUCACUUUGUAAAGUAUUAUUGUAAUAUUAGAAAGGAAUGUUGAUAAGUCUAGGUUGAUUAUCAAUAUGCAAUAUUUGUAUAUAACUAUCAACUGAUUAUGUGAUAUUCGGUCAAAAACAUAGAUCUUUGACUUGAAAUAUUCAUGAGACAGAGAAUGCAUGAUCAAGAUCUUUGCUUCUAUAGUGCAUUAUUCAAUUAAUACAGUAUUGUCGAUUACCUUGUGAAUAAUACUAGGAAAACCAGAAGCGAUGGAGUAGUAAUUUUGUCAAUAGGUAAAUAAUUGGUAUAGUCCAAUUUUAGAUGAACACUGUUAAUAUACGUGAAUUGUACAAAUAAUAAAUUAUUGUAUAUCCGAUUUAAA
This is a messenger RNA of Neodiprion fabricii, 1786 nucleotides long. RefSeq names its product isocitrate dehydrogenase [NAD] subunit beta, mitochondrial (gene Idh3b). Gene Ontology annotation, molecular function: oxidoreductase activity, acting on the CH-OH group of donors, NAD or NADP as acceptor; NAD binding; magnesium ion binding. NCBI's taxonomy places the organism in Eukaryota, Metazoa, Arthropoda, Insecta, Hymenoptera, Diprionidae. The transcript has 6 exons. Gene Ontology annotation, biological process: tricarboxylic acid cycle; isocitrate metabolic process. The record is from RefSeq and is a predicted model, not a curated record. Gene Ontology annotation, cellular component: mitochondrion. The coding region runs from base 114 to 1241 and encodes 375 amino acids.